This is a messenger RNA of Meriones unguiculatus (Mongolian gerbil), 3364 nucleotides long. RefSeq names its product cytochrome P450 11B1, mitochondrial-like. Bases 42 to 1544 code for a protein of 500 amino acids. The record is from RefSeq and is a predicted model, not a curated record. Gene Ontology annotation, molecular function: corticosterone 18-monooxygenase activity; iron ion binding; steroid 11-beta-monooxygenase activity. NCBI's taxonomy places the organism in Eukaryota, Metazoa, Chordata, Mammalia, Rodentia, Muridae. The transcript is spliced from 9 exons. Gene Ontology annotation, cellular component: mitochondrial inner membrane. Gene Ontology annotation, biological process: aldosterone biosynthetic process; cortisol metabolic process; glucocorticoid biosynthetic process.
GCAAAAUAAAAGGCCAUGGACUGAACGGAGGAGGAGGGAGCAUGGUAAUGGCAUUCAGAGUGAAAGCAGGUAUGUGGCUGGCAAGACCCUGGCAGUGCCUACACAGCAGGAGGGCGCUGGGCACCACAGCAGUGCCAGCCCCCAAGACACCACAGCCCUUUGAAGCUAUACCACAGUACUCCAGAAACAAGUGGCUGAAGAUGCUACAGAUCCUGAGGGAGCAGGGCCAAGAGAACCUGCAUCUGGAGAUGAACCAGGCCUUUCAGGAGCUGGGGCCCAUUUUCAGGCACAACAUAGGAAGAACAAAGAUAGUGUCUGUGAUGUUGCCAGAGGAUGCUAAAAAGGUGCUCCAGAUAGACGACCCAUACCCUAUCCGCCUACCCUUGAAAUCCUGGUUGGAUCACAGAGCACUCCGUGGCCUGAGUUGUGGUGUGUUUUUGCUAAAUGGGCCCGAAUGGCGCUUCAAUAGACUGAGGCUGAACCCAAAUGUUCUGUCACUGGAAGCCGUUCAGAAGUUUGUUCCUAUGGUGGACACGGUAGCAAGGGACUUUGUGCAGAACAUGAAGAAGAUGCUGGAGACCACCCAUGGACCCCUCUCCAUAGACUCUUACUCCAAUUUCUUCAACUAUACCAUAGAAGCCAGCCACUUUGUUCUUUUUGGAGAGCGGCUGGGCCUCAUCGGCCAUGACCUGAAUCCUGGCAGCCUGAAGUUCAUCCACACCUUACAUUCCAUGUUCAAGUCUACCACCCAGCUCCUGUUCCUACCCAAGAGCCUGACUCGAUGGAUGAACAACCGGGUGUGGAAAGAACAUUUUGAUGCCUGGGAUGCCAUCUCUGAAUAUGUCGCACAAUGUAUCAAGAAUGUGUAUCGAGGGCUGGCAGAGGGUCACCUGGAGAACUGGAGUGUCGUCUCAGAGCUGGUUACAGAGAGGGCUCUGACAAUGGAUAGCAUCCAUGCCAAUUCUAUGGAGCUCACUGCCGGAAGUGUGGACACGACAUCAGUCCCUUUGGUAAUGACCCUUUUCGAGUUGGCUCGGAACCCAGAUGUUCAGCAGGCCCUUCGGCAGGAGAGCCUGGCAGCUGAGGCCAGCAUUGCUGCCAAUCCUCAGAGGCUUAAGUCAGAAUUGCCUCUGCUGCAGGCUGCCCUUAAAGAGACCUUGAGGCUCUAUCCUGUUGCUAAUGUUUUGGAGAGAAUUCUAAGCUCAGACUUGGUGCUUCAGAACUACCAUGUCCCUGCUGGGACAUUGGUCCAAUUUGAUCUGUACUCCAUGGGCCGAAACCCUGCAGUGUUCCCAAGGCCUGAGCGUUACAUGCCUCAGCGCUGGCUGGAGAGGAAGAGGACUUUCCAGCACCUGGCCUUUGGCUUUGGGGUGCGCCAGUGCCUGGGGAGGCGCCUGGCAGAGGUGGAGAUGCUUCUCCUGCUGCAUCACAUUCUGAAAUCCUUCCACGUGGAGACACAAGAGCAAGAGGAUGUGCAGAUGGCCUUCCGCUUUGUUUUGAUGCCCAGCUCCAGCCCCCUCCUCACUUUCCGGCUUGCCAGCUAGUAACACAACACCUCCCCCCUUUUUUUUGGUGUCCUUUGGAGGUCAGCAGCCUCUUCCUGUUCCCUUGACAUGCUACCCCUUUUUCUCCCUUGGGGCACUAUGCCUGUGGUCAUGCUAGCCUCUUGUCUGUGAUUCAAGGCCAGGGAAUGGCUCUGGAGAAUUGCUGCCCCUUCGCUGUCUCCUGCCAGCCUCCUAAUGUCGUCAUCCAAGUGAGCCCAUAUGCUGGCCUUCUGUCUGGUCCCGAUCAUCCUUGUUACUCUCUUCUUGACUCCUCUUCCAAAGUUUCUCUGUAUUGUUUGAGUGUUGUGCUAGAGGAACCCAGCAUCAAAAAGGACAUCUCAUGUUAAAGCCCAUGAGAUCGCAUUGUAACAUGUGACGGGAGACAGAGCUGGCCAGGCAAUUAAUGUGCAUGCUGCUAAUGUGUAUCCCAGCUGCCAUGUAGUACGGCUCAGACCUCGCAGACACAGCGGCCACUUUGUGAUCACCCUCCAGUCUAGACUGUGCGUAUGCAGGUCCUGGGGAUGCUAAGAGGCAAGGGUCUCAGGUGUGGUGAAACAAAAGAAAUGUCCUGCUAAUACAAGGGUCAGACACUGGCUAGCGAAUUUCAGAAGAGUUUCUGUACGUAUCGUCUCUGGUUAACAAUGAACACAGGCCAGAUGCACUUGAGGCAUUGAGAGUGUAAUGCCUUCGUUCCUGCUCUGGCCAAAGCACAGCGUACCACUCGGGGGGGUGGGGGAGAGGAUGUGCCCUGAGUUACAAGCACGCUCUCUUUGCCUCAUUCUUUCUCAACUGCUUUGAUAAGAUACGAACUGUAUCUCUUACAAACAAUAGAAAUGUGUUUGGUUUUUUGCAUUGAAAAAAAAAAUCAAUCCACCCCUCAAUCCUUCCAAAUCCAACUGUAGAAAUUAGUAGAAAAUGCUUGUUCAUUCAGUGUAAGGUUCUAAAGCCCUCAAAAUAAAAAAUCACUUCCAAGGGCUGGAGAGUUGGCUCAGUGCUUAACAGUACUUGCUGCGCUUGGAGAGGACUUGGUUUUGGUUCCUAGCAACGAUGCAACAGCCUGUAGCUCCAGCUCUUAAGGAUAUGACACCUCUUCUGAACUUCUUGGACACCUGCCACAGACAUCUAGACAAACAGUAAAGAAGAAAAGUCACUUUAAGAAGGCGAGAAAAACAUCUAAGCCCCCUGGUAGAGCAGUAAAAAUCCAUGAACAGAUGACAAACACACGCAUAAAGAAAAUACAACGUUAUCUCUGGCUCUUCAUCUCUGUGGUGUCCUCUCCCCGAUGUGAAAACAGUCUACCCAGGAGAAAACACCAGAUGGUCCGCAUUUGUUGGUGUGCCGCAGAACACCUGAGCAGAGCUUGAGGCGUCAGUCAUAAAGCUCACAAGAGAGGAGAGCCUAGGACAUACUGUUGGUAAUCAGGCAGCUCUGCCAUCAGCCCCAGGAACCUGGCAAUAGCAAAACACCUCAGCACCACUGAGACACCUUUUCUGACCACCAGAAGCCACAUGUCGGUGUCCGAACAUGUGCUGAGUCGCGACAGCUGUAUGACAGCCUCAAAGCACACCCCUUGGGAUCCUUAAGCAGGCAUCUCUACAGCCAGCCCCCAAGGGACCUGACAAAUGGGGCACCAGGCAUCUGUGCGGCCAUCUGUGGGACCACCUGCGGACCACCUGAGCAUGCUUUGGGUCACCUCACAAUAUUAAUACUUGCCCCUCCUUCCCUCUCUCUCUCUUUCUGUCCCACCUUGCCUAGAGACGGCCUCUGUGAGCCCCCUUUUCCCCUAAUAAAACCUCCCACGUGGAACCAGUCGCAUGACG